This is a messenger RNA of Raphanus sativus (radish), 783 nucleotides long. Its product is annotated as protein FAR1-RELATED SEQUENCE 8-like. Bases 1 to 783 code for a protein of 260 amino acids. Lineage: Eukaryota; Viridiplantae; Streptophyta; Magnoliopsida; Brassicales; Brassicaceae. The transcript has a single exon. The record is from RefSeq and is a predicted model, not a curated record.
AUGGGUGUAUCGGUAUCUUACUCCAUAACCUUGAGAGGGAAUAAUCUAGCUAUGCGUGAGUUGCGUGGUAAUUCAGAAGACAGCUACAAGAUGUUGUAUAGCUACUUGUACAUGUUAGAGCAGGUUAAUUUCGGAAGAACAACAAGGGUGGAGUUGGAUGAGGCAGGUAAGUUCAAGUACCUUUUCAUAGCUUUAGGAGCUUGCAUUGAAGGGUUUAAGGUCAUGAGGAAAGUGAUUCUUGUGGAUGCUACGUUUUUGAAGAACGGAUAUGGUGGUGUACUAGUAUUUGCUAAAGCUCAAGAUCCUAAUUGUCACCAUUAUCCCCUCGCGUUUGGGGUACUCGACGGUGAGAAUAAUGCUAGUUGGACUUGGUUUUUCGAGAUCCUUACAACUGUUAUACCGGAUUCUUCUGAAAUAGUUUUUAUGAGCGAUAGGAAUCAGAGCCUCAUCACCGCUGUAGCUAAUGUGUAUCCACAAUCUCACCAUGGCCAUUGUAUAUGGCAUCUAGCUCAGAAUGUGAGAAAUCAUGCUUGUAACACCAUCAAAGCCGUAGUGGCAUGGAGAUUUAUGGAGUUGGCUAGGUAUUACACAGUGCAUGAGUUCGAGACUGCUUAUGCAUCUUUUAAGGUGAGAUAUCCUUCAGCCUUCAAGUAUGUGGAGGAGAACACUAACAGAGAAACAUGGGUUAGGGUCUAUUUUCCAGGUUGUAGAUACAACUUGGACACUAGCAACAGUGUGGAGUCGAUGAAUAGCGCGUUUAGGGACGCAAGAAGUAUGCCUUGA